Molecule: messenger RNA, 1333 nt
Organism: Ectocarpus sp. CCAP 1310/34
Lineage: Eukaryota; Phaeophyceae; Ectocarpales; Ectocarpaceae
Source: the annotation of a GenBank genome assembly
AUGCUCAUCCGUGGGUCCAACGCGGUGGGCUACACGUCCUACCCGGACAACGUGGUGACGGAGUUCGUCCGCCUCGCGGCGCAGAACGGGAUUGACGUGUUCCGGGUGUUCGACUGCUUUAACGACGUCGAGCAGAUGCGCGUGUGCAUCGAGGCCGUCCGCAAGGCCGGGAAGGUUGCCGAGACGUCUCCCAUAUUUACGGUGGACUACUACAAGGGGGUGGCCAAGAGCGCCGCGGAGGCCGGGGCGCACAUGAUCGGCAUCAAGGACAUGGCCGGCCUGUUGAAGCCGCGGUCCGCGCCGCUGCUGGUGGAGGCGAUCCGCUCCGUCACCGACCUGCCCAUCCACUUCCACACCCACGCCACCAGCUCCUGCUCGCUGGCCACGGCGCUCGAGAUGGCCCGCGCGGGGUGCGACGUGAUCGACUUCGCGACAGCGUCCAUGGCGGACUGCACCUCACAGCCGAGCCUGAACGGUUUCUUGGCGUCCACCGAGGGGAGCGAGAUGGCUCCGGACGGCACCGGAUACCUGGGACUCGAGCCGUACGACGUGUACUGGAGCAGGGUGCGGGAUAUGUACAGCCCGUUUGAGAACGGCAUGAAGAGCGGCACCGCCAGGGUGUUCGACCACCAGAUCCCAGGCAAGAUAGGGGAGAUACAUAUUUCGUGUUCGAGGGCAAAAGGCGGGCAGUACUCGAACCUGAUGGUCCAGUGCAAGAGCAUGGGCAUCUGGGACAAGUGGGAGGGCGUGCUGGACAUGUACCGCGACGUGAACAACCUGUUCGGGGAUAUCGUCAAGGUGACGCCCUCGAGUAAGUGCGUCGGCGACCUGGCGCUGUACCUGGUGACGCGGGGCCUCAAGGCGUCGGACGUGACCGAUCCCGCCAAGAAGGGGCAGGUGGAUUUCCCGGACUCGGUCGUCGGGCUGCUGGAGGGGCGCCUCGGCUUCCCGCACAAGGGUUUCCCGGAUGAGGUAGUGGGUUGCUAUGCUUGCUGAGGUUGCCUAGGCGUGUUUCGCGUCCCGGAAAGGGUGCACUAUAGGUGUGUUUUGUGUCUCGAAAAAGAGUAUCGGGAAGGUAUGUUGUGUGAAACGGUACACUAAAGGCGGUUCUUGUGUCCCGGAAAGGUACAGGCGGUUUUUUGUGUCACGGAAAGGGUACAGUAUAAGGCGGUUUGUGUCCCGGAAAUGGUACACUACUGGCGGCUAAUGUCCCGGAAAGCGUUACACUAGAAGGCGUGUGUUGCUCCCCGGAAAGGGUGUUCUACAGGCGUGUUUUGCGGGCGCGCGUUUGUGGGAGGUGGCAUCGACAUCGUUUGACAAUUUUUUUUGCAGG